AUGGUCAUCAACUCAGGGACUGACUCUCUCUCCUAUCCUGCUCCUGCUCAGCCGGGAGCGGAGGAGAAGCCGACGAGGCAGAUCCCCGUGACACUCCUUUCAGGAUUCCUGGGUAGCGGCAAGACAACACUUCUCGAGCAUAUCCUUCAGUCGCCCGACCAUGGACUGCGCAUUGCCGUGGUGGUCAAUGAUAUGAGCAAGCUGAACAUUGAUGCUGCGUUGAUCACUCAUCACAAAGUUUCCCAGACGAAGGAAAAGCUCAUCCAGCUCCAAAAUGGAUGUAUCUGCUGUACGCUGCGUGGGGACUUGCUGUCAGAACUUGCUCAUCUCGCGCGCCAAAAGGAAGUGCAGUACGUUGUCAUUGAGAGCACGGGCAUUAGUGAGCCGAUGCAAGUAGCGGAGACGUUCACGGCCGAGUUCAGCAGUGCAAUGCUGCAGGCGGAUCAGGAGAUGAUGGUGGAUGAGGACAGCCGCAAGGUCCUGACAGAGAUUGUCAAUCUAGGAGGCCUUCAUACACUGGCGAGACUCGACACCACAGUGACUGUUGUCGAUGCGUUCAAUCUUCUUUCCAACUUUGACACCGCCGAGUUCUUGUCGGAUCGAUACGGAUCCAAGGAGAUCAUCCCAGAGGAUGAGCGUACCAUCUCCGAUCUCAUGGUGGAUCAGAUUGAGUUCGCAGAUGUUCUUAUCAUCAACAAGAUCGAGACCGUGGACGAGAAUACCCGAACAAGGAUCAGGAGACUGUUAAAGACGCUCAACCCCGACGCCAAAGUUCUGGAGACGAGCUACUCCCGUGUCGAUGUAAAAGAGAUUCUGGACACCGGAAGGUUCGAUUUCAUCAAGGCUGCUUCGGGGGCCGGUUGGUUGCGCAGCCUGCAUGAAAUGACAGUCCAGAAUACUGGGAAUGGGCAGAGAAUGGCCCCGAAGCCGGAGACCUUAGAGUAUGGGAUUAACAACUUUGUGUAUACCGCUCGCCGUCCCUUUCAUCCUCGUCGUAUCUUCUCCCUUCUUCACGAUAAGUUUAUCCUGCUGCAAAGCAAUGAAGCUGAGGAAGAGGACGAGAAGGACAAUGCAGAUGAAGGAGAGGAGGAGGAAGACGAAGAAGAAGACAAUAUGGAAGUAGACGAAGACGAAGACGAAGACGAGAGUGAUGACGAAAGCAUCUCCGACUUCGACCAACCAGACCCGUCCGAGAUCCUGCAGAACAAGCGCAACCAUCCCGCCUUCGGCUCCGUUCUUCGCUCCAAAGGGUUCUUCUGGCUGGCUACCAGGCCCUUCCAAUUCGGAGAAUGGAGCCAAGCGGGUGGCAUGCUGACGAUUGGGUGCGGCGGGCCGUGGUUCGCAGAAGUGCCAGACGAGGCGUGGCCCGAGGAUCCAGACGUCCGAAAAUCCAUUGAGAAUGAUUUUCAAGAGCCAUGGGGAGACCGAAGACAAGAAAUCGUAUUCAUCGGUGAGGGAAUCAACACGGAAUUGAUAACGAAAUUGCUGGAUGAAUGUCUGCUGGAUGACGAUGACAUGAGCCGGUGGGCAAAGAUCAUGAAGAACAAGAAACUCUCUUACCGGGAAAAGGAGGAGAAGCUGGGAAAGUUGUGGGAAGAUGGCUGGGAGGCAUGGCCUGAGUUUGGCAUAGUGGAUGAAGAUGAGGAGGACAACAACGAGGGAGGGAAGAAGAAGCACAAACACCACACCAGCGAGUACCUGGGACAUGUCCACUCGCACUCCCACAAAUAA
This is a messenger RNA of Aspergillus pseudoviridinutans, 1731 nucleotides long. RefSeq names its product CobW domain protein. The record is from RefSeq and is a predicted model, not a curated record. Lineage: Eukaryota; Fungi; Ascomycota; Eurotiomycetes; Eurotiales; Aspergillaceae. The coding region runs from base 1 to 1731 and encodes 576 amino acids. The transcript has 5 exons.